This is a messenger RNA of Hydractinia symbiolongicarpus, 3657 nucleotides long. RefSeq names its product polycystin-2-like. Gene Ontology annotation, molecular function: calcium ion binding; calcium channel activity. The record is from RefSeq and is a predicted model, not a curated record. The transcript is spliced from 16 exons. The coding region runs from base 170 to 2701 and encodes 843 amino acids. Lineage: Eukaryota; Metazoa; Cnidaria; Hydrozoa; Anthoathecata; Hydractiniidae. Gene Ontology annotation, biological process: detection of mechanical stimulus. Gene Ontology annotation, cellular component: membrane.
CUCUCUUCUUUACUAUGGACUUCAAUAUAGGAAUCUAUUUGAUUGAAUAAUAUAUUAUUAAAAAAAGAAGAAGAAAAAAUUUUCUAUGUUAGUUUCACAAUACUCAAGAAAAGAAAAGUUUAAUUUCGGAAUUUUUCGCAUCUUUUUUGGAAGAGAAUAAAAUACGAAGAUGAGUGCCAAAAGGCGCAAUCUUCAAGGAUCUCAGACAAGUCUUACGAGACAAGAUGAAAUGGAACUUCAGGGCAGAUCAAGACCAGAAUCAGCUUCAUCUCGUAAAGCAUGGCUUGAUGAUCACGAUGGACCUGGACAAGAUGACGUGGACUUCAGUCCAAGACAAGCCACUGUUGAUUUACCCUCAGCAAUGGCAGCAGAACCAUACAGCAUGCAAACUAAAGUUACUCGUGAUGUUCGAGCAGAUGGAAAAGCCCCACCUGUGGAUUGUUUUACAAGAUUCCUAAAAACUUUAAGAAGCCUAUGGAAAACUAGGUUAACAGAAGAUACUGGAGAUGAUCGAGAGUUGUAUGUUAAAACAACGCUUCGCGAGCUUGCCAUUUACAUUGCUUUUAUUGUGAUCCUGUGCAUCAUGACUUUUGGUAUGACUAACAGUACCAUGUAUUAUUUCACCAAAGUGAUGAAAGAUUUGUUUGUUGAGACUACAGGAUUCAAUGGAUUUACAACAAUGAAAGACUUUUGGACUUACGCAGAAGGUGGACUUGUUAAUGGAUUGUAUUGGGAAAAGUACUACAACGACGAACCUGUGAAAAGCAAUGAACGUGGAUAUAUUUACUUUGAAAAUAAGAUUUUGGGAAGACCAAGAUUACGACAAGUUCGAGUCCGAAAUGAUUCUUGCGUUGUUCACAGUGACUUCAAAAAGGAGAUUAAAGAGUGUUAUGCUCCCUACUCACCAAGUGUUGAAGACAAACGAUCUUUUGGAAUAAUGAAUGGUUCAGCUUGGACGUAUGCAACUGCCAGUGAAUUGGAAGGACGUAGUUUUUGGGGCAGGAUAUCCACGUAUGAAGGAGGUGGUUUCACUCAGUUACUUUCACCGGACAAGAAGGGUGUAACAAAAGGUGUAAUUGCAGACUUAAAGAAAAACUUGUGGUUGGAUCGGGGUACACGAGCUGUUUUUAUUGACUUCUCUGUUUACAAUGCAAACAUCAAUCUGUUCUGCAUUAUCACAUUGGUUUUGGAAUACCCUGCAACUGGAGGUUGCAUACCUUAUUCUAAAUUUCGUACCCUCAAGCUUCUUCGAUAUGUUACCACAAUGGAUUAUGUAGUAAUGGCUUGUGAAGGGUUAUUUAUCCUUUUCUUGCUGUACUACUCCAUUGAAGAAAUCAUUGAAAUUAAAAAACACAAAAUCGAAUACUUCAAAGACUUUUGGAAUAUCUUUGAUAUUGUUGUUAUCCUGAUGGGAAUUAUCUGUAUUGUGUUCAAUUUGUAUCGAACACUGGAAGUCGAUAAUCUUUUAAAAGGUUUGCUAUCCAAUGACAACCAAUAUGCUAACUUUGAGGUUCUUGGCUACUGGCAAGAACAGUUUAACGAUUUCGUUGCAGUUGCCGUGUUCUUUGCAUGGAUUAAGGUUUUCAAAUACAUCAGUUUUAACAAAACCAUGACUCAAUUACAAUCUACUUUGGCUCGUUGUGCAAAAGAUAUCGCUGGUUUUGCAGUCAUGUUUUUCAUCAUCUUCUUGGCAUAUGCUCAAUGGGGAUACCUAAUUUUUGGUACUCAAGUAAAAGACUUCAGUACUUACUUGGACAGCGUCUUCACCUUGUUCCGUAUCAUCCUUGGAGAUUUUGAUUUCCACGCCAUUGAAGAUGCCAAUCGUAUCCUCGGUCCAAUCUUCUUUAUCACUUAUGUAUUCUUUGUGUUCUUCGUUUUAAUCAACAUGUUUUUGGCUAUCAUCAACGAUACAUAUGCUGAAGUGAAAUCUGAUUUAGCGCAGCAGGAAAGUGAAUUUGAGAUCGGUGAUUACUUCAAGAAAGGAUACGAUAAAAUGAUGAGUAAGCUGUCAUUCAAACGCGAAAAGAUUGUUGACAUUCAGAAAGCUCUACAAACCGCUGAUACCAAUCAAGAUAACAAACUCGACUUUGAAGAAUGGAGAGCUGAGCUAAAAGCACGUGGUCAUGCGGAUGCGGAGAUUGAAGCAGUGUUUGCCAAAUACGAUCUUGAUGGUGAUCGCAUAUUGAACGAAGUCGAACAAAAGAAAAUGCAAAAUGACUUGGAAGGACAAGAGGCGGAGUUGAACGAAGAAAUCGAGGAAGUUGAACGUGCAAAAUCAGACGCGGAUAAAAUGAAAAGUAAGAUGAAUGUGAGAGAUGAUGAUGAUGAUGACAGUGAUGAUGGAAGUGAGGGCGGUGGCCAUCAUGGAAUACCAUCUGAAGAAUUUACAGUGCUAAGUCGAAGAGUCGACCGUGUUGAACAUAGCAUUGGUAGCAUUGUUUCGAAAAUCGAUGCAGUUUUGCUGAAGUUAGAAGCAAUGGAUAAAGCAAAAAUUAAACGGCGCGAGACCAUGACAAAACUUUUGGAUAGCAUCUCCGAAGGUGGACAGGGCGGUGAUGAUAACAAACGGGAACAAAUGGAGAAGCUUGUUCGAGAUGAAUUAGAGAGAUGGGAUAGCGAUGCAUCUCUUAAACAACGGUCAGGAAGUGGCCACACAAGAAAAACGAAAGGAAGCUCUGUAUCGAUAAAGAUCGACCCUUAACCAGCGCAUUUGACUUCUGACGCUUUAUCUAAUUAUCGUCAUGUACUGUUUUGUCGUAGGAGGACGCUUCAUUGUCGAAAUAAAAUGACUUCUUGUCGCCACGAUUUGACGUUAAGUAACCGAGAUUCAUUUAAAUGCACUUAUCACCACUGCUUUUUGUUGGGCACGUUUGAGGAGGUAGCGUGUGUUGAUAUCGGAGAGCACAAGUAGCUGGGGAGAAGAGUCACUCACACGCUGUACUUUCUCAGAAAUUGGGCGUUGGAUUUUAUUUUGUAUAUAACUUGUGUUAUGCACGUUGUAAUUUAUUGUAAAUAAAUACGUCGUUUCAGUUCGUUAAAGUUCAGAGGACGAGAUAAUACUUAUUAUUAUUCGCUGCGUGUAUAUAUCUUACAUGUAUUAUCGUAUUUUAGUUAUAUGUACUCAAAAGUUCACUUCUUUAUCCUAAUUCUUUUUUCAUUUACAAUUUCGUUUAUAAGGAAAAUGAGCUAAAACAAGUUUUGAGUGGCAAUAAAAAUGAAAAAUUAUUUUGCAUGAAAUUUCUUAUUGUUUCAAUCUAUUCUUUCCUUAACUUAAAGUAAAUACUUAUAAUUAUAAAAAAACAAAUAAAAAAAGUAGAAAAUUAGAAAAAAAUUCUUUGUUCACACUUGACAAUUUUCGAAAUAUACGAACGCAUUUAUGAAAUAUUAUUUUAACAAGGCAAGAGUUCGUUGUCAACCAUAUUGUUUUAUUCUAUGAAUUGUCGUUACCAUUCGAUACACAACUUCUCGAUACGAUACGAAAUACAAAUUGAUUCGAUACACAACUUCUCGAUAUUAAUACGGCAAACAACAGACAACGAUUUCUUUUCUUGCGCAUUUUCUUUAAUUUAAAUGGAGCAAAUUAAUUUAAAAAGUUGGAUUGGAUUUUAUCGAAUUGUAAAAAAUAUUAUUGCUUUUAAAUAAAUAAUGUGUCUUGUG